Molecule: messenger RNA, 8825 nt
Organism: Paramuricea clavata
Lineage: Eukaryota; Metazoa; Cnidaria; Anthozoa; Malacalcyonacea; Plexauridae
Source: the annotation of a GenBank genome assembly
GAAUCUGUUUCUUGGCCCUUGUAUACGUCCCUUUGUCAAAAAAAACGGAAUUGUCCGCUCAUCGAUUCCUUUUUUCUACUUUUAGGUUUUAUUAGAAAGGUAUGUUCAUUUUUUUAAACGUAGUAGCAUGGUAACUCUCAGGAAAAACCCAGGUAAACUUGUAGUUUUGUACCUUUAAUUAAUUUAAAGAAACGUUCUAUAUAUGUGAGGUAUAUGAAAUGCUUGUAUGGAUGAUUAACCUAUCAGCAGUUGCAUGAAGGGUAUAGGUAGAUGGAAAUUUUUGAGCGGAAAUUUUAAUUAUAUAUACAUUUAUUAGACAUAAGCAGGAAGAGCUGCGAGCUGUUAUUUUCUUUCACACGAAGACAAAUGUCAUUUUACCGAAAAAUAACCAAAACAAUUAUAACCAACACGUUCUUUCAUGUUUACGUAUAAUCCAUUUAUAAAUUGUCAUUUUUCCGUUUGUAGGUUUUCGCUAUUCUGUCUAUUCAACUACUUGUGACAGUCGGAAUUAUCUGUUUGUUCCUCUUCGUGUAAGUUUGUAAUAUUAUAUCAUUCAUCCAAAUCUAUUGCCUGUCAAUAUAACUUCAAAUUUAUUAACAUAGAGUACAGACUUGCUGACUUGCAGCAAGAUUCCUCCAUCAGCUUGAAAUUCAUUGUUUGAGACAAACAAGAGUUCUAUACAUUGGUAUAGGGUCCAAAGAUUCAAGGCUGUAUAUAGCCAAGGAGUAGUCGGAACGAGUACUGAACUCGCCCCCUUUCUUUAUCACAAGUCUAAUUUUAGUUGAGCGCCGAGUAGCGGGGGACAGUACAGCAAAAUGCUGUAUAUAUACGAUAGAUGAUUUGUUGUUGUCCAUCCUUUAGCCACCAGAUCACCAAUGUACCAAUACGGCCGUUAACCAACAUGGACUCAUUAUUUCAAAUGAGCAAAAAAGGUUUUACUAGAAAAGCUUUAAAAUCUUUAUAGAGAGAUUUUGAUUCUGCAUGUUAACGUUUCUAUUUUUCUGUUUUAGACCUUCUUUCGAAAAAGCUGGGAAGAAUGGGCUUGUUUAUGGACUUGCAUAGUAAGUGUUCAUAAUAUUGGUAUUUAUGUGAAUAUUACUAUUUAUUAUAUGGACAAUUGUGUUUUACUGGAAACUAAAACACUCGUAGAACUCAUACGUCACUAUACAGCCGGGACCAGGUGCGCGUAUUUUCCGUAUUUCACCCCUGCGAGUGACAUAGGAAGUUCGAAAAUUUCCCGCCAUUUUCAUUGUUGUUGUUUUGAAAAUACAAAUGGUCUUUGGUUCGUAUUUAAAACGAAAUUAACGUUGGAAAUAAAACGAAAACAUUGAAAAGACAUCUUGAGAUAAGUAAAAUUUAUUCUAGUUUUAUGUUUGCACUAUACUUUAAAAAAAUCGCUUUUACACUGGUCUUUCGCGUGCUUAUUUACAUGUCGUCUUUGUGUGUAUUUUUGUCACUCUGAAUAUUGUCCAUAUAAUAAACAGAACAUUUAAACGGUUGCGAGAAGAUAUGGAUUGAUGUUCUCGUGUCAAUUAAAACAAUAUCUCGCUCGUUCGCUCGUUUUGCCACUCGAACAUAAAAUCCAUAUCUCUUCGCAACCGUCUAAUAUCCUCUAUAUAACUGUAUGUGCGUGAAUACAUCAAUUUGAUGAAUGAAUUAUUUUACAUACAUGAGGGUGUCUAAAAAACGCUAUGGAAAUUCAACAGGCUGUCGUGCAUCAUCAACUUUGCUAAACAAUUCAAUUUUACAUAUAGGAAUGAUAGGAUGAAAGAGCUGUUAUUUAGCUUUUUAAUGAUACUUUUUUUAAAUCGUAACAAUGAGAAAUGGCCACAUGCAUACUCGUCAAAUAAAAAUUGUCGGUCGAAAUCACAUUAGUCCACCGUUGGAAAUUGAAAAAACAUUAAUUAUGCAAAGUUAAUCAAUCUAAAAGCAACGCGAAUCUGCUGCAAGCUAUUUGUUUCGUAAAACGUUUGACUACGAAUGUCCUCUGUUCAGUGGUUAAUUGAACCAUGUUUAAUGGACGUUGAUAUACCUGUACGACGAAGAUUGACAAGUUGAGCUCAUUUUAGAUAUUGUAACAUUCAAUUUUAAUUCCCUCUUGGGAAUUGUCUAUGUUUCGUUUUCCAUGCAAUAAUUCCCAACGGUGGAAGAAUGUGAUUUCGACCGGCAAUUUUUAUUUGGCGAGUAUGUGCAUGGCCAUUUCUUAUCGUUACGAUUAUAAAAAGGAGUAUCAAAAACGAAUGUAAACUAGCUAGUAAAUAACAGCUCUUUCGUCCUAUGUGAAAGUUGAAUUGAUUAGCAAAGUUGAUGAUGCACGGCAACCUGUCGAAUUUCCAUGGCGUUUUUUUAGACACCCUGUAUAAGUUCUAAUUACCGAAGCCUUCCUGACUGAUGUAUUUGCACAUAUGCUUGUUAUCACCCAGAAAAUUUAAUUUGAAAUCUAGGACCUCGAAAAUAUACGAUGCCAUGCCUUCUGGAGGGAAACUUUUAUCAUUCGAAUUUCUACGUGGAAAAUCUGCCCAAUUUUAGUAAAUAGAAAAUUCUUUCAUCCCCUCUAAAGAGUUCUUGAGAAAAUAUAUGCCCCCCCCCCCAUUCCAAUAUAAACAGUUAUAUAUAUUUAAUAAAUUUAAAUAUAAUUUUAGCGCUAUAUUCUUUGUUCUAUAUUUUGUUUUGGUUUGCUGUGACUCAGUCCGGUAAGUUAUGAACUUAAUUUUAUUUCCAGUUUUUCUAUAGAAUACCCUACGCAGUUGGUUCCGGAAAUUUGGCAUUACGCACUCAAUUUUUAAGCAAUCGGCCUCUAAAUUGCACCAAAUGUUGCAAACGCUUUACCUACCUAUUAUAGUAUUGUCAAAUAAACAAGACUUGUAAUGGUGGUAUGACUAUCUUCCGCGAGUGUACUGUAUGUUCCUUCUGGUUUACUUAAAUUCUCUCAAAAUAUCAUCUCUACACUCCUUUAUAUGAUUGAUCUAAAAAGGAGUGUUUGGGAUUUUCGAUUUCUUCAGGCGUUAUCAAGCUAUAGAUGUAGUUCUUUCUAGACCUAUAUAUGUUGUUACACAAAACAAUGGCAUGUAAAGGCUUGUAACGUACGUGAUAUUUCGAAUUGGAGGAAUUGAAAUGACAUCUCAUACCAGUAAAUCGCUCCUUAAAGUGAGGUGAACUAGUUUUAAUCCAGUCCUAGGACUGGAUCAAUAUACGUCACCAGGUAUCCAGUAUUGUGAACAAAAUAAAGCAAUAUAUGGUUGGCUAAUUGACGAAUGAAUUAUUAAUGAGUUUGACAGUUUGAUUUAACAAAAAUCUCCAGACACUCUUUUGUAGCUAAACUACUGUAUGUCACAAUAUUUUGUGGAAUUUUGAAAGAAAUCGGUUAAAUGCGAAUUUAUUCGGCUGAAAACAGGCUGUAAACAUAUUUGGAAGGUUUUUCCACACCUAACGCUAAUUUCUCCCCCUAUACUUGCAAUUGGAAAGAUAAUCUAGUUGACGUUAACCAAUAACAAUGGAAGCAGUUUAUGAUUGUGAAAGACUGAAAGCUAUAUGUUCGCUGUACCUGAGGAAAUGAAAUCCCAGUUGUUAUUCUGCUCAAUCGCCUCAUAUUGGAAAUGCCUUGAGUGAAAAAACAUAAUGGUUUAACACCGACUAAUAGCGUGCAUGCAGGUUUGAUUUGCUGUAUUUUACUCUGUGGUUAGCAGUAAUUCAACAACAACCACGAGGAAUUUGUGGAAGCGACAUUUGGUACUUACAGUAACAAGUUGUCAUGAAUAAUUAUGGAAGCCAUAGCUGUCUUAAGUGAUCAAACGACAUUUUGUUGAGUGCUUUUAGCAUUAUACGCGGUUCCUUUCGGCAUUAUACGCGGUGCUUUCGGCAUUAUACGCGGUGCUUUCACCAUUAUACGCAGUGCUUUCACCAUAAUACGCGGUGGUUCGAGCAUUAUACAAGCAUAUAUAUCCUAAUAACGCAAUUUUAAAUAUAUUCAAAAAAUUAUUUUUGCAUAUGCGAGAGUUAUUUUUAAACUUUCUGAAUACCUUACUUGUAUUAAAAUUCGCGCAGUACUAGAAUUCGCGCACCGCUGGGUGUGCGAAUUUUAGUACUGGGCGAAAUAUAAUCCGCGCGAAAUAUAAUCAGCUUUGUGGUGUAAUAUGAGACACUCAUUGUUAGUAAUGCAAAUCAGUUGUUUUAUUAACUGAUUUGCAUUACUAUUUCCAUUAUGUUAUUGUAUCAGUAGGAAAAUGUUUAGUUCUUGUUGGUAUUUUGAACUCACGCUUUAUUGUUAUCAUGAAUUUUGCUUACAUUAUACAUAAUUUUGAAUCCAUUUUUGAGGCCAGCCACCUAGUCGUUUUUUUUAUUAAGUUUUGACAAAUAUUGAAGUAUUUGUUGAUAAAAAUACUCAUUAUAAAUGCAUUAAUUGUCAGUAGUUCUAUUAAACAAACCAAAAAGAACGAACACGGAAAAUUACUUGCGCGAAUUUAAAGCUGCGCGAAUAAGUCUUAACAAGGUGAAAUUAAAUCGUGCGAAUUUAAAGCUGAGCGAAAAUUAAUACGACGCGAAUUUUAAUACAAGUACAGUAAGGUAAAAAUACAAAAAUCGAUUUUUUGAACGAUUUAAGGUGUUCUAUAACCUUAACUAUAAUAUUGACAAGAUUCUACUAAAUUUAUAAAUUAAUCUCUUUUGUUCAGACGAAGUCAUCCGACUAACUUGAUCUUGCUGUCAAUAUUUGUAAGUAAUUGUUCCCUUUAUGAUAAUUAAACGCAUCAACAAUUUUAAUUAUUAAUCAAUAAAAUAAUAAAAUUGAAAUGGAUAAUUGAAAUGUAUACGUAUUCCGUCUUAUAUUGAUCCAUGUUGCGGGUUUUUAAGGCUUUCAGAAUUAUUCUGAGUAGGUGUCUGUUUCGAUAAAGUAGGCGGCUGUUGGGGCGGUCUACAGGGCGUCUAAAAAAACGCUAUGGAAAUUCAACAGGCUGUCGUGCAUCAUAAACGUGCCUAUACAAUUCAAUUUUUGCAUAGGACAAGAGAACAGUUAUUUAGCUUUUCAAUGAUACUAUUUUUAAGUCGUAACGAUGAGAAAUCGCCACAUACUCGUCAAAUAAAAAUUGCCGGUCGAAAUCACAUUCUUCCACCGUUGGGAAUUGAAAGGAAAACGAAACAUAGGCAAUUCCCAAGAGGGAAUUAAAAUGAAAUGUUAAGUUAUCUGAAAAUGAGCUCAACUCGUCAAUCUUCGUCUUAGUGAGACAACACGAACGUCCCGUUAUUAUUGCAUUAAACAUGGUUCAAUUAACCACUGAACAGAGAACAUUCGUAGUAAUCAAAACGUUUUAGCUUUUGGAUUUAUUAACUUUGCAUAAUUAGUGUAUUUUCGAUUCCCAAUAGACCUUUUCCCUUUUAAGUUAAAUUUUGAUCUAUACUAGCCUGGACAAAAAUUUCAUCACAGCUUGAAAGAGCAUCACAAAAUUAGUAAUAUUCCGAAGUUUCGUUGCGAAAUGUUGUAAAAUGCGGUCAGUUUUGGCAUCACUGUCACUUUUGUCAACUGUAUUUGUUUCCGUUCUUAGACGCUUGCUCUCUCAUAUCUUGUUGGUGUGAUAUCAAGGUGAGUAAAGACUGUAAAGCUUGCGGUAUUCUUUAUGAGCCAUGAUUGGUGUGAAUCGGUAUCCCCUACAUGACAUUCGUAUGAAUUUUUUAGAAAAUUUGUAUGAAAUUCUUAGCAAAUAGCAUCACGAACAAUUUUAAUUUAACUUCUUGACAAAUUUAAAUGAACAAGAUCCUGGCCUUGCAGUGAAAUUUGUGAAAGGCUAGUUACACCGCAUUUUUAAUAUAUUUCUGUUAAAACCAUAACAAAUUUGACAUAUCAUUUCGAGGUCAAAAAUUUUUAAUUUAAUACUCCAGUAGUCCAGUAUAUCUUCAGUAUCCUGUCAUUAUUGUCAUAUCAUGCAUUCGUUUCUUUAUUUCUAUACCUUUUUAAUUCUGAAUUUUCACAAAAUAAUUUGCAUUUACAAUUACGUUCGUAAUACGUAUACAUUAAGCAUCACGUUAAUUAAACGUUUAUCCUGUUGUCAUACCGCAGAACGGCUGGUGUUAUGUUACGUACUACAACUCGACUUUAGUUAGUGCAUCGAAGACUGGAAGGCAAAACGUUUCGUCGGUUCACAACUAUAGACGCAUUAUAACAUCUGUUAAGAGAUAAUGCCUCGUGAGAGGAGAAGCAUUUCACAUGAUUCUGUAGCCUGUAGGGAACACGUCUACGCUCUACGCAGUUAAAUCCGUAACUUAUUUUAAGAAUAUGACCUACUGAUCUGUGUCUCAGCGUUCAAUCACGCAAAGAAUAUACAAUAUACAUACAGUAUUUAUACUUCCUCAAAAGUAGACGCAUUAUAACAUUUCUAUAUAUAUAGGAGAAACAUUUUGGCCGUUUUCCACUAGGCGGAAUUUUCCGCGCGGAGCGGAAUUUCUUUGUCUUGCAUCUGAUUUCUCAGGUGGAACUAUAAAGGCCGUUUUCCACUAGGUGGAAUUUUCCGCGCGGAGCGGAAUUUCUCUUUGUCUUUUCUAAUUAGUUCCACCCGAGAAAUCACAAGACAAAGAAAAAUUCCGCUCCGCGCGCAAAAUUCCGCCUAGUGGAAAACGGCCUUAAUUCGAAAAGACAAAGAGAACUAGAAUUCCGCUCCGCGCGGAAAAUUCCGCCUAGUGGAAAACGGCCUUUAAUUUAAAACUUUCACGAGCUAGGGGAAAGAUAGUGUUUCGCAUAUUUCGUAUCAAAAUACCGAAUGUGUACCGCUGUCUACGCGGCAAUUAAAUCAGUAAGUUUAUAAAUAUUACCUACAGUAUACUGACUCACGCGAAGAAUAUGAAUACUUUAGGGAAGCUAUGUUGUAAAAUUCAGGAUCUGAAUUAAAUCGCGCAAAAAAUAUAGAGUAACUAUAAACCAUAGUAUACGUUACGAGACUGUAUCACAUACUGAUGCAAUAGCUAUAGCCCUGUUAAAUUUCAAAUAGCUAUAUUACGUAAAUAAUCAGGGCCGGUUAAAACUGAAAAAGUCAUGUUUCUUUAUAGUUUCCAUGAAACAAAUAUUGUUCUGAUUAUGAUGGGGAUCACUGCGGCAAGUCUUGUUUUUAUCUUUUUUUAUAGAAAAAUAGAAAAAGUACUAGACAGUACAAACUUUUGUUUUCUACAAGCUAUAUGUCUAAAUUGUUUUAUAUGUUUGUGUAUUCAUAACCAUUCUUGUUUUUAGAUUGUGACCAUAUGUGUCAGUCUGUUUGCUUGUCAGACCAAGGUAUGUGAGUCGUAAAACAACAACGGUCUACUGUUCUUCAUGUAACUGGAAACUUUUCAUUGUGCAGAAAUUUUACCGAAAUGAUUGACUGUAUAAUAUAUUGUAAAUACUAUAAAUUAAAUUAUACAUAUCAGUUAAGUACGACACAGUUAAGAAUUGAAUAUUUAAGGUGGCAGGAUUUACCGUGCAGACAAUGUCACUAAUUUGAUUUGGGUCCAGAACGACAGCAACACAGUUUUUUUCAUCCAAUUAAACACUUAAACUUUAUAAGCAGCCCUGCAGCAGUUUUCAAACAAGGCUUUUCGAAAUUUAAAGCAUUCGCCAAUAGAAAAUCAAGUUACAACUGUAAUUGACUCAUUUCAGUUUUAAACAUUUUUUUCAUUUCAGUUUGACAUGACGAAAUAUGGAGGAGUUUUGUUUGUGUUCGCUUUGGUCGUGUUCUUCGUGCUCAUUUUUUCACCCGUUUUUCUGCUCGUUGCAACGGUAAGAACAUAAUUAUUGUAACUCAUCAAAAUUUACGACCCAAAUUGCGAUUUUUAAACGAACUAUAAAAUUUAAUUUUGUCAACCCUUGAAACCUUUUCCCGAACAAGAAUACAAAAACGUGACAAUACAGACGACUUACGCCCGCAAUCUAUCUAACUCUAUACUUAAUGUAUUUCAAUGGAAGUUCCUUACACAUGUCGUCCACUACUUUUUUGCUUCACGGUGCUAACCUUUUUGCAUUCACUGCAGAAUGUUCGAUCUAUAUUAUCAUCCACUCGUAAGGGUAUUGGGCUGUCAAUUUGUAUACCCCAAAGGGUAUUUGGCUGUCAAUUUCCCGUUUGUAAUCUAAAAUGACUGAAAAUUGCAAACUUCGCAAGGCUAUAUUAUCUGCAUUUUACAACAUUUCGCAACGAAACUUUGGAAUAUUACUAAUUUUGUAAUGUUCUUUCAAGCUGUGAUGAAAUUUUUGUCUAGAUCAAAAUUUAGUCUAUUACGCAAGUGGUCAAUUGCAUUUAUCAUCUCAUCUAUUGUAUUAAUUAUUCUACGCGACCAAAAUUCGAAGUAUAAAACAGGCCUAACAAACUCACCUGGGGGAGUAAAAGCGAACGAAACCUAGUUUGGGCACCACAAUAUAGCAUGUUUUGUUACUUUUAGGUGUCAAGAAUUGCCAUUGGUGGAGUCUUGGCUUUGCUUUUCACUGCUGUAAGUCAUUGUUUAAAAUUACAUGACUACUCUACGUAAAUUAGGAACUCGGGAUAAUUUCCGUGCAGUAUAAUCUUAACAGCAAAUUUUGUGUUCAAGUCGGAUUUUCCCGUCAUUACAGUAUGUAAUGUACAAAACUGCUCAGUGUACUCGUAAUUAAUUCAAAGGGAUUUCAUUACCGACACUGGCGACACAUACAGUAUUUAACUGCAAGUUGUUGAUGUCAUUUAUUCUAGUUUAUGGUUUAUGAUGUGCAGCUGAUUAUGGGCGGUCGUAAGUAUGAGUUGAGUGAAGAAGAAUACGUGUUUGGAGCUUUGAUCUUGUAUGUUGACAUUAUUAACAUCUUACUGCUCCUGCUCUAUCUCUUUGGUGGAAGUAAUAACUAA